AUGGCUGCCCAAGACCGUCCCAAGCCUCUCCUCGAGGGCUCCCCUCAACCCGCCGCAACGUCUCCCCAUCCGCUGGACAGUCAGACGGCGGCCGACGACGACACAGCAGCGUUGGACACGGAAGACGACACCUCUCCUGCCGCCCUGGCGGCUGCGAACAGAGCCGCCGUCUCUCGUAACGCUGAAUUGGCUCCGAAUAUAGAGUCGUUCCAGUCCCCGGCCUCCCUCCCCGUCAUCCCGAAGUACCACAUCCGCACGCCCUCCGCUGCUGGCCUGUCCCUCCAGACCGAUCUCCCCUCCGAGCUUGCGACGACGCUGCCGAGUCAAUCGCCAAACACACCAACUAGAGUGGGGAGCAGAGGAGGAGUACAGAUCCGGGCCUCGGCGACUGCGCCGAUUGCAAUACCGGGGGCUUCGCUGAGAAGCACGCUGUCGGCGGCGAGCAUGACUAGUUCUCUCUCUCCCGGGUCUGCUGUCUCUUCGCCAAUGUUAAAUGCGUUGACGGACAUCACGCCCCUGCCAUCGCCGCUGGCAAUGGGCGACUCUCCAGGCCCGUGGAUGCGGGCGACACACGCACGUCCAGGCUCUCGGGGUUCGUCUGGUGUCACCCGCGACGACUCGUUCUUGCUCUCAACCAGCGUGACAUCUCCGUCGAAGAAAAAGAAGACUUACUCGGGUCUCAUGCCCACAGCGGUCGAGGGUGCGAGCUUGCAGUCGUAUCAGAAGAGUGAAUCGGGACACGGGCAUGGGAGGGACAGGAGUCUCAGCGAGUUUGUACCAGAGCCUCUUCACAAUACACGGCCGCGUCAGGUUACAGUGUCAGCUGGAUAUGGGCAUAUAGAAGCGGAAGCCGCUCUCCAUCGCGAGCAAUAUCUUGCAGCGCAACGUGGACCGUGUCUUGCAGUGCCAGCCUCCCAAACUGGACCCCAAGCAACUUUGCCAACGCCUCCUGCUAGCAAUCGAAGCGUGACCGAGAGCGAAGAGGAGGAGAUCCCCGAAGACACCGAAGGCGUCAAGUACCUUACUGUCCGCCAUAAGCCCAAUACGCGCAAGAAGCUAUGGCGAUGUGUGCGUCUGCUGGGCCAGGGAACAUUCAGCAAGGUCUACCUCGCGACCAGCGAGAAGAUCACCGCGAAAGACCCAUUGGACGAAUCGACGUUGAAUCCUAGAAAGCUUGUAGCUAUCAAGGUUGUCGAGCACGGCCCCGCUGGAGGUGCCGAUGAGCAACGCGUGGAGUUGAGCUUAAAGCGAGAGGUGGAGAUGCUGAAAUCCGUCUCGCAUCCCUCCCUAGUCCAUCUCCGGACAUUCGACUACGAUGACCAGGAGGCUCACCUUGUCCUGACGUAUUGUCCUGGAGGCGACCUUUUUGAUCUCGCCAGCGAGCAUCGGGAUCUCCUUACACCUGCCCUUUUGCAGAGGGUAAACGCAGAGAUGGUGGGCGCGGUGCGAUAUCUCCAUUCUGAAUUGAUCGUGCAUCGAGAUAUCAAGCUAGAAAACGUCCUCCUCAACAUCCCCGCCGCCACUCUCCCAUCAAUUCAAUCACCGCAGUCUUACCGAUACCCCCUGAUCACCCUCACCGACCUCGGUCUCUCCCGCAAAGUCUCCAACCCGCAAGAACUCCUCACUACCCGCUGCGGCAGCGAAGACUACGCUGCGCCUGAGAUCCUCCUCGGCCAGCCCUACGACGGUCGUGCCACUGACGCCUGGGCGCUCGGAGUACUCCUCUACGCUCUCAUGGAAGGCCGAUUGCCUUUCGAUCCGCCGCCUGGGAAAGCGGGUGCAAGGAGUCGGGCCGCACAUCGCAUUGCGCGGUGCGACUGGAUGUGGCAUCGUUUUGGCGAUGCGGAUGGCGAGUGGGAUCCGAAAGCCGGUGCGGAGUGGGAAGGCGGGCGUGAGGUUGUGGAAGGCCUACUCAAGAAAGUUAGUCGAGGUCGAAAGAGCCUUGACCAAGUUGCGGAGAUGGAGUGGGUGCGGCACGGCAUCUCCGUCGAAGGGGGAUUAAAGAGGAGGGAGCAUGACUUGGAGGACGAGAUGGAGGUGGAAAGGUAG
Mytilinidion resinicola is the source of this 2049-nucleotide messenger RNA. RefSeq names its product Pkinase-domain-containing protein. The transcript is spliced from 2 exons. Bases 1 to 2049 code for a protein of 682 amino acids. NCBI's taxonomy places the organism in Eukaryota, Fungi, Ascomycota, Dothideomycetes, Mytilinidiales, Mytilinidiaceae. Gene Ontology annotation, cellular component: cytoplasm. The record is from RefSeq and is a predicted model, not a curated record. Gene Ontology annotation, biological process: protein phosphorylation; intracellular signal transduction. Gene Ontology annotation, molecular function: protein serine/threonine kinase activity; ATP binding.